Melanaphis sacchari is the source of this 552-nucleotide messenger RNA. RefSeq lists its product as uncharacterized. Lineage: Eukaryota; Metazoa; Arthropoda; Insecta; Hemiptera; Aphididae. The transcript has a single exon. The record is from RefSeq and is a predicted model, not a curated record. The annotation marks the transcript as partial.
AUGAACAAUAAACGAAUAUCAAAAGAAAUAAAAGUUAGAUUGAAUAAAGUUUGUUGUCUUUUAAAAGAAAUUGAGGACAUUUUAUGCAAGAAUGAAAAUGAGGAUCAAAUGGGUCAAUUAUCAAAAUAUGACUAUUCAUGCACUUGUGUUUGUGGAAAACAAUCUGUACCUGAAGUAUUAGAAAAAGUAUCCAACCACAGCAAAGAUGACGAUAGUAAAAAAUGCGAGAAAAUGCAUAAACCAUGUUUCAAAAAACAUAUAAAAUGUAAAGAUUUAGAUAGAGAAAAAAUGUCUUCUGUUAUAAAUGACAUUAGUCCAUGUUGUCAGAAUAAUUAUGAAAAAAAUCAUAAAAAAGAUGACUUAAAAUCCCCAAACAAUAUAUGUUGUAAUAAAAAAAAUUAUAAUAAUAAUACACAAAAUGAUUGUAAGCAUGAACUGUUUAAAAACGAAAUAAAUUAUAUUAAACAAAAGUAUAUGUCAUAUUUCGAUGAAAUCGAUAAAAAUGAUCCAAACACUGCAGUUUGUUCAACAAUUAAUUCAAAAAAGACACCA